This is a messenger RNA of Cylicostephanus goldi, 557 nucleotides long. The record is from the annotation of a GenBank genome assembly. Lineage: Eukaryota; Metazoa; Nematoda; Chromadorea; Rhabditida; Strongylidae.
AUGGGUAAUAAAGAGAAAGGACAAGCUGAGAAUGCGAUACGUGAAGCGCAGUCAAGGCUGCCUGCUAUGAUCAGGGAGUUGGAUGAGAAAAAUGAGAAGUUAGCGGAAACUUCUGCAAAUUGUCGGCAGAUCGAACAGAAGAUAUUCGCUCUGAGCAACGAUGCGAACAGGUUACGAGCACAGUAUAAUGCUUGCGACAAUGAGAUUCUGAAGCUAACUGAACGUAUCGGGCACAUGGAGAAGCAAGUUGUGUACGUUAACGAACAACUUCAAAAUAAUCUCGCUGAUGAAGCCGAAGUUGCAAGCAAGAAAGCAGAGAUAGAAGCUGCCACAGCAGAGCGAGAAGAGUGUGCCAAGGAAGUUGCUGCUGCCAAAGCUAAAGUAGAUGUUGUCGCUGCUAAAGUCAAGUCGAUUUUCCAUGAAUUUGUGCAGAAAUAUUUGGAUGAGGCAGAUACUGCGAAAAAACGGCGGCAGGAGAUUGAGGAGCAAGCCGUCAAGGAACGAGUCAGCAUUGAUCUCAACGAGCAUAAUAUUGAAAAGGUGAACCUCUUCUGAGA